Aspergillus wentii DTO 134E9 is the source of this 2016-nucleotide messenger RNA. RefSeq lists its product as uncharacterized. Gene Ontology annotation, biological process: DNA-templated transcription; regulation of DNA-templated transcription. The coding region runs from base 1 to 2016 and encodes 671 amino acids. NCBI's taxonomy places the organism in Eukaryota, Fungi, Ascomycota, Eurotiomycetes, Eurotiales, Aspergillaceae. The record is from RefSeq and is a predicted model, not a curated record. The transcript is spliced from 7 exons. Gene Ontology annotation, molecular function: zinc ion binding; DNA binding; DNA-binding transcription factor activity, RNA polymerase II-specific.
AUGGAUCCCUCCAGUGGCACUGGCAAAAGGCCUGCUUGCGAUAACUGCAAAAGCAGGAAGACAAAAUGCAACCGUGAAUCUCCCUGCUCCAGCUGCGUCGCAUCGAACCUCGACUGUCGCAUAGGUGACCGAGCUGGAGAAAAGCGACAACGGGUCCUUAUCUCUGCUCGCUACGAUGAGGCCAUGGAGAAUGUCGAUCGUUCGCUUCAAGAUGUUUCUAAUAUGUUACAAAAGCUCCUACAGAUCAAUGAGAGGCCCGGGCAGUCGUCACCAAAGGAUCCCGUGACUGCGUUUCUUAGCAGCGCCCACCCAUCCUCUAGCAUCGCCGGAACGGACGAGGGAUAUAGAGGCGAUUCUUCAUUCACAGCACAGGUCAAACGUGUCACUGAGUCCCUCAGGACUGCCGCCUCGAAUCUCCAGCUUAGCAGGUCAGAUAUGGCUUUCUCCGAGGCCAUGAGUGCUAUUCAGACGCUCGAAGCCACUACUGGCAGCGAAGAAACCACAUCUAGCUUUGGCGAUACCGACAGCACAUCAUCAUUUAUCCAUGUCCGAUAUCCAGAGCUACAAGGCAGGAUGGUCCCAUCGCUUGAACAUGUGUUAGGCCUCCUCCGACUGGCGCAGACAGAGAGACAGCGGAUCUUCAUCGACGUGCCCGUCAUUGACGAAGCGGAAUUUGGCGGAUUGUGCCAAAAGGUGUACUUUGCGGUCAAUGAGUAUUCCAUCAUGACAUGGAUCAUUGUCAACGUUGGUCUGUUUUAUUUGUUCACCGACCUUAAAGACUACAAUUAUGCAGCAGUGGGCGUUACUCAUUCGGAUAUUCAGACAUACACACAACUAUUAACAGACAAUAUCGAAGCCACCAUCCAGUCAAUGAGACUAUUUCAAGAUCCAUCUGUAGAAGGGAUCCAGGCACUAGCUCUUCUGACAACAUACUGCCUCAAAUCAGGGCGAAGCAAACUAGGCUGGUCAUGUGUGGCAACGGCCUCCGCCAUGUGCAUCGAUCUCGGGCUGCACCAACUGCCUAAAGAUAUGGAAAUGUCCGAGAGAUUAAAGAAGCGCAGUGUCUUUUGGAAUGUGUAUAUCAUAGACAAAGGUCUGGCAUUUACGAUGGGCAGAGUGCCGUCUAUCCAGCCUUAUGAUGUUUCCACUGAGCGGCCAGCAAUAGACAAACCAGGGAUUCCGGGACAUCUCUAUGCUGGCUUUUUCGAGUAUGCCUUGAUCGUUGGCGAAAUACAAACAGACCUCUUCUCUGUCGCUGCACGACAACAGCCACAGCAUAUACAGAUUGAGAAAGCAAAGGCAUUUGCUACGAGGCUCAUCGGGAUCAACACCAACUUGAAACAGUCACUUGAGCAAAAUCCAGUUACCGAUAAGAUGUUCGCCAGCGCAGAUAUCAUUCUCGACAUCAUGAUGCACUGCCUCGUGACCAUUGUCUACCGCAUCAUCCCUUGUAACGAGCCCAAUGCGAGUCCGCUACAAUGCAAUUCCAUCUGCGUCGAAGCCGCCCGCCACGCUCUGUCCACAAUAGUGAAUGCCUACGAGGGCUUUGGCCAUAGUCCGGAGGGCUGGGUCAGAUUGCUCAAUAUGCUCUUCUCCCUAGUCCCGCUUGCACCUUUUGUCGUACUUACAGGACAUACUGUCGCAUCAUCAUCUGCGAAGGAUGUAGGACUUCUGGCCGCCACCGUCACAGCUCUAAAGCCCAUAUCCUCCAGAUCCAUAUCGGGCAAGAAGCUUUACGACGUCUGCAAAACAUUCCAUCAAUUUGCUACCGUUUUCGUCGCCCAACAAAUGACUGUGCCACAAGCCCAAUUCCAUCCUUCCGUGUCAGCUCCUCCCACUUUUAAUCCGCAGACUGAGGGUGGCCUUUCGAUGAGCCUUGGGGAUGCAGGACCGUCUCUCUACACUAUGGCUCCACAGGACUGGGAUGUUUUUAUGGGCGAAUUCGAUAUGGGAACUGGGGCUGGUGCAAUGGCCUCUUUUCUUGAGCCGUACCUGCCAUUCGAUCAACUACCUUGA